ACUCGGAAGAACCAGAACCAUAACUUCACCGGGAAACGGCGAAAUGGGUAUUUGCAGUUCGACGAGCGCGACCCACGUGGCGACGGCGAAGCUGAUCCUGCAAGACGGGAGAUUGCAGGAAUUCGCGUACCCGGUGAAGGUGUCGUACGUUCUGCAGAAGAAUCCGUCGUGCUUCAUCUGCAACUCCGACGAGAUGGAUUUCGACGACGUCGUCACGGCGGUCAGCGACGACGAGGAGCUCCAGCCAGGGCAGCUCUACUUCGCCCUCCCGCUCUCCAGGCUUCGGCACCGCCUCCAGGCGGAGGAGAUGGCCGCAUUGGCCGUGAAGGCGAGCUCUGCGCUCAUGAAAAGUGGCGGUGGCGGGGGAGAGAAAUGCGGGUGUCGCCGGAAUUUGGUCUCGCCGAUUGUGUUCGCCGGCGAGGGUUGUAAGGGUUCUUCCCGGAGAGUGGCUGAUGCCGGCGGAGAUGGCGGUGGUGGAGGGGCGAGGAGGAUGAGGAGAGGGAGUGGUGGCGGCGGGAGGAGGAAGUUUACGGCGUUGUUGGGUUCCAUACCGGAGUAGGGGUAGGGUAGGAAAUUCACAUUGGCGUGGUGUUGUAAAUAUUGUAAUGGUAUUGGGUAAAAAUGUGAAAUAACCCAAAAGAGAAAAAAAA
Morus notabilis is the source of this 650-nucleotide messenger RNA. RefSeq lists its product as uncharacterized. The record is from RefSeq and is a predicted model, not a curated record. The transcript has a single exon. Bases 44 to 559 code for a protein of 171 amino acids. Lineage: Eukaryota; Viridiplantae; Streptophyta; Magnoliopsida; Rosales; Moraceae.